AUGGCUACUUCUAUGUCUUCAUUCUUAUCUAUGAAACCUAUGAAACCAAGAGAAACAUAUCUCAAGAGAUUCAACAUGCGUCGAGGGAUGCAAGUAAUAAAAGUACAAAACUAUCAUCAAGAGGAAGGGAGAUCAACGGAUAUGGUAGAUGGAAAUUUGAAUGUUCUAAAGGAGAGGAUAGAGACGGUGAAGGUGAAGGAAAGACUUGAAAGGUGUUGUAAGUCUCAACAUGGUUGGAAUUAUGUUCCAGUUUCUAUUAGUGAUCAUCAAAAAGACAAAAGAGACAGAGAAUUGAGAAGCUUAAUUGAGUUGAUUGGUUUAGUUUGUGGAACUAUUGGUUUUACCUCUUUUCUUGGAACUCUUUUCCUUUGCCUUGUUUCAUUGAUUGUUCAUUUGCAAGUAUGA
Lathyrus sativus (Indian pea) is the source of this 405-nucleotide messenger RNA. NCBI's taxonomy places the organism in Eukaryota, Viridiplantae, Streptophyta, Magnoliopsida, Fabales, Fabaceae. The record is from the annotation of a GenBank genome assembly.